Messenger RNA from Falco peregrinus (peregrine falcon), 1380 nucleotides. RefSeq names its product lysophosphatidic acid receptor 6-like. NCBI's taxonomy places the organism in Eukaryota, Metazoa, Chordata, Aves, Falconiformes, Falconidae. Gene Ontology annotation, biological process: positive regulation of Rho protein signal transduction; phospholipase C-activating G protein-coupled receptor signaling pathway. Gene Ontology annotation, cellular component: membrane. Gene Ontology annotation, molecular function: G protein-coupled receptor activity. The coding region runs from base 83 to 1081 and encodes 332 amino acids. The record is from RefSeq and is a predicted model, not a curated record. The transcript has 2 exons.
GAGAAUUACUUCAUGACCCCUGCUCAGAGGGUGCCUACCUCGACAUUUUUUGUCCCCUCUUUGUGGAGGAGAAACCAGCUGCAUGUUCUCUGAAAUCUCUGUCUCUGCAGAUGCAAAUUUAUCCGCUGUGGUGAUUUUAUUCUCUUCCAGCACACCUGGAAAUAUGAAUGACACCCAUGGCAAGAGCAAUAUCAGCACUAUUGUGGAACUGUUCCAGCUCAUCACAUACACCCCCACAUUUACCCUGGGAUUGCUGUUCAACGUGAUGGCUCUGUCGUUCCUGUUUUUUAAAGUUAAAAAGCUGUCAGAAUCUACAGUCUACAUGAUAGCCCUUAUUUUCCUGGAUACUUUGCUGCUGUUUACUCUUCCUUUUAAAAUCAUUUCCUAUCACCUUCAGGACCACUGGAACUUGGGGUCUGUAUUUUGCUCCACCUUGGAGAGCCUUUACUUUGUAAACAUGUAUGGCAGCAUCCUCAUCUCCCUCUGCAUCUGUGUAGACCGAUACAUUGCUAUCCAGCACCCUUUCACAGCUCCCAUCCUGCGAUCCACCAAGAAAGCUGCUAUGGUCUGUGCUGUCAUCUGCCUGGGCACUUCAGCUGGGACGGUCUGUACUUUCCAACUGCAUGGAAAGGGCCAGAACAUCUCAUCCUGCUUCCAUAAUUUCUCCAAGAGCACGUGGGAAAAUGCAGGCCUGUUAAGCGCCUUGGAGACCAUCUUCUUUGGCAGCAUGGCAGCCAUGACCUUCUGCACUGCUCAGACCAUCAGGUGCUUGAGAAAGCACAGAAAAACAGGCAACCCCCAAACACAUAUCACUAGGGCAGAGAAGAUAGUGGUGACAAACCUUGUUGCGUUUUUGGUCUGUUUCACACCGUACCACGUGGCAUACUUGGUGUACUUUUUGGUGAAGAAUAACAUAAUUCACACCAGUUUUCAGCAAGUGUUACGAGAUAUCAUUCAGAUCACCCUUUGCUGGGCAAACCUGAACUGCUGUCUUGAUGGGGUGUGCUAUUAUUUUGUUUUAAAGGAGUCCUUGGAAGACCCAUUACAAAAUAGUGAAAAAACAGCCACGCGAAAGCCUUGAUCCAUAUGCUGCAUGUUAGUUACUUGGGAUGAUGUGUGGAGAGGUUUUUGUGGGAAGUACAUACUUCAAAUAUUCAGGUCUGAAAAGAUUUCAUAAAAAACAGAACUGCCCAUUCCCAGGAGACAGGUCCUAACUUUUUUUAUUUCCUUCCAUAACGUUUUGUGUUUGCAUUUUCAGGUAAAAAGAAAUUGAAUUGUUCCUAUAAAUGGUGAUGCAUAUCUCUUUGGAUGUGAUUCCUCUUUACUUUGAAAAAAAUUAUAAAAUAAAUUGUUCACUCACAUGUGGCAGACUUUUUCACC